AUGGCGUCAUCAACAUCGCCAUCGUCCUCAAAAGGAAAAAAGAGAAGUGCCAUAGAUUUAUUAAGCACUUUAGUUCCUACAAUAGUUCCUGCUAUGUUCCUAACGAAGAAGUAUCUUUGCAAGGAUAUUACUGAAAUAAAUGUUUCAACUUCUAUUAAAGCUCAAUCUACGGAUUAUUUGAGCAAGAUACCAAAUGGACGCCCUUUGCCACGUUUUAUCUUUGGAUUUUGCAAGAAUAGUAUCGAUGGAUCUAAAUAUUUCUUACCACUUGAUUCAUAA
Funneliformis mosseae is the source of this 279-nucleotide messenger RNA. The record is from the annotation of a GenBank genome assembly. Lineage: Eukaryota; Fungi; Glomeromycota; Glomeromycetes; Glomerales; Glomeraceae.